CUUUUACUUUUGAAGGGUGAACAGUUGGAUGAAGUUCAUCAACAGUAAACUUGUAAUUUAUUUCUUAGUUCCAAUUUCGCUCAGUUGGUUCCACGCAGUGAAAUGUAACGAGAAUGUAACUGAAACCCAAACAACAACUACAAGAAAAACGUUCAUAGAUGCGAAUACUUUUGACGCGAAUGUGGGAGUUUUGCCUACGAACCAAACUCAAUUUCAAUUUAUACGUAAGAACUUACGAAAGUUUGCUGGACAGUUCCGUAUGAGAGUUAGGUGCACCUUAUGGGGUUGCCGUGAUGUAAACGCUAUUGAAUUGCCGGAGUUAGUGCAAUCUGCUCAAGCAGAGGUGAUGGGAUCAAAUAAAAGGCCAAUGCUUUUCAAAAUAAGACAACUUUUGAGAAAAAAGGCAAAGGAAAAUAAUUAAAAUCGUUCUUAGAAUACUUUGGG
Molecule: messenger RNA, 444 nt
Organism: Teleopsis dalmanni
Lineage: Eukaryota; Metazoa; Arthropoda; Insecta; Diptera; Diopsidae
Exons: 2
Coding region: 29-421 (130 amino acids)
Source: RefSeq, a predicted model, not a curated record